This is a messenger RNA of Carassius carassius (crucian carp), 1616 nucleotides long. RefSeq names its product sphingosine 1-phosphate receptor 3-like. The transcript is spliced from 2 exons. Gene Ontology annotation, cellular component: membrane. Lineage: Eukaryota; Metazoa; Chordata; Actinopteri; Cypriniformes; Cyprinidae. The record is from RefSeq and is a predicted model, not a curated record. Gene Ontology annotation, molecular function: sphingosine-1-phosphate receptor activity. The coding region runs from base 362 to 1561 and encodes 399 amino acids. Gene Ontology annotation, biological process: G protein-coupled receptor signaling pathway.
GAUAGGAGAGUUUAGAGUUUAGAUUCAUAACUCGCAGGAGAAUUAUUCUCAUAAAAAAAUCUGACAGCACUAGUUAAGUACAAAAACCUGGAUGAAAAAAACUCUAUUUGGAAAAAAGUGCUUCAAGGAUAAACUAUUCCACACGUCUGCUCGUUGAGUAACGUUACAUGUUGGAAGGUUUUCCAUCUCCUAAAACUUUUAAAGGUUUAUUUAUUAACCAGUAACCGAAGAUGUAGGUGCAUCUCUCGAGAUAAAUAACUGAUCCGACAAGAAUCUUAAUGUGGUGGAUUCCUUUUCCAUCUUUCUCACUGGAAGGUGCUCAUAGACGCCAUCUGCUGUUGAAAAACAGAGCGUGAGGAAAAUGGAUGACGAGUUUGAACCUGGAAUGAAUGAUGUUAUAGUUAGUUAUUAUAACCACUCGGGCAAGUGGGGAAGACCAAAAAGCACCGGUACAUGCAAGACAGCCUUCCUCAUUUUUAUCUGCGCUCUGAUCGUGUUGGAGAACAUCACUGUACUACUGGCACUAUGGCGCAACAAGCGUUUCCACAGCCGCAUGUACUUUCUCAUUGGCAAUCUGGCACUUUCGGACUUGUUAGCUGGAGUGGCGUACAUGGUUAACAUCUUCACCUCUGGCCGCAAUACGUUUUUCCUCAGUCCUGGCCAGUGGCUGCUGCGAGAGGGGAGCAUGUUUGUGGCACUUAGCGCUUCCACCUUCAGCUUGCUCGCUAUUGGGAUCGAGCGCCACAUGACAAUGGUUCGUUUACGGCCGUGUGAGACUGCAGGAAGGGGGAGGUUGCUAGCUCUCCUGGGAGCCUGCUGGGCUGUUUCGGUCCUGCUGAGUAUCUUGCCCAGUCUCGGCUGGAACUGUUUGGGCCGAGUCCACACCUGCUCCACUGUCCUACCACUGUACGACAAGAGUUACAUAGCCUUCUGCAUUAGCAUCUUCACAGCCCUACUAGCAGCAAUCGUAGUGCUAUACGUGCGCAUCUACCUGCUUGUGACGUCCAGCGGCCGUAGAGUGAGUUCCCGGCCGUCGGAUCACUCACUCGCACUUUUGCGCACGGUAGUAAUAGUACUAGGGAUUUUUGUGGCCUGUUGGGCUCCCCUUUUUGUGCUGCUGCUGCUGGAUGUGGGAUGCAGUCCGGAGCGGUGCCCGGUUCUCUACAAAGUGGACUGGUUCAUCGCUCUGGCCGUGCUCAACUCUGCCCUCAACCCGCUCAUCUACACGCUUUCCAGCCGUGAGAUGCGGGCCGCCUUCUUCCGUGUGCUGUGCUGCUGUUGCUGUCCAAUCCAGCUGGACUCCAUGCCCACGGUGACAGGGGCGGCACUUCCGAGAAUAAUCAUUCCCACUGCAGAGAACAGCAAAUCGAGUAUGGCCAGGGUGGGAAGUGGUGGAGCAAAGUUCUCCCUGAUGCGAAGUAAAGUUCCCACCCCGUCAAACUCCCACCAUCAGCAUGGGGACACGUCGCCACCAGCUGUCACACACGCCUCAGGGCCAGGUGACCUACUGUCUGUGGUGCUGGUUAAAGCUGGGGCGCUUCCUUCUUUGGGGAAGUUUUGAAAUUGAUACUACGGAGGUCAGCACAAAAGAGCGGGAUCUUGUUAUUUCCCCAAGA